AUGUGGCAUCGACUGACUGGACGUAGAUUCCUCUCCCAAGUUGUAUUUUUCGGCCUUGCUUGUGGGCUGCAAUCCCGCGACCCUUCCUCCUUUGACGAGAUUUCCUCUCCCGCAUGGCCCCCAAAUGGCUCUUGCCCCGUGUAUUACGAUGGCGACACUUUGCUUGUCAGGUACUCGCUGGAACAAAGCAGGCCCGGCAUGAAGGUCGUCAUGUCCCUUAAGUGUAUGACCAUGGAGGACGACCACCCUCCUUCUCGAUCACUCGUUCUCGGUGACGAUGCCUUGACCGUCGCUUCGGUGGAAAACAACGUACCCACAUCGGCCGGAACAGUUCCUUUCACUCUCCCAUCGGUUCCUCAGAUGCAGAACGUCUCGGAAAGCGGCCCCGUUUGUGCGAUCACACUCAAGGGAGAGCGUGUCUGGGAUCGUGAGCCUGUGAGCAUCCAGAGCGAGCCCUUCCAACUGCGUACUUCGGGGGGUGACGGAUCCCAGCGCCAGAAAACAUUUGCUUCCGAAGGGGUGUUCGAAGGGGUGAUGCCCCCCAGCAGGGACCGUCCGGUCAACAUCACAAGCAACGGAUCCCAUGGCUCCACCCCAACGACGCCAGCGCAUUCAGUGACGACUGCAACCAUAUUCAGCACAACUAGGCUCCAUGCUGCUGAUCCUACGACAUCGGCAUCACCACUACAGCCGACGAGUGGAACAGACAAAAGAGCCUCUGAAGGCCUCAGCAAAGCCGCCGUCGCUGGGAUAGGUGUUGGCGCGGCUAUCGGAGUGUUACUUGUAGGCUUGGUGUUGUUCUUUCCUCUGAGAAGGCGGUUUCUGAUGUGGCGAUGGGGAAGAAUGUCCACAGUCUCACGGGAGAUACAUCGAGAAGGCGCUGAGCCGGGCCAGGCAAAGAUGGGAGAAAUGCAUGGGAACCCUGUAAGCGAGGUCCACGGCAAUACCCGUCCGACAGCAGAACUACCACCAGGCUCACCAGCAGUGGAGAGGGCCGAGUUGAGACAAGAAGAGAGGCGAGAGAUGACUGAAGAGAGGGCUGGACAGCAGGCUGAAGGGCGGGCUGAAGGGCGGGUUGAAGAUACGACGGAGGAGAGAACCGAUGAGAUCGCUAGAGGUAUCGAGAGUGUUGUUGAAGGUAGGGCGGAACUACCAUGA
This is a messenger RNA of Sordaria macrospora k-hell, 1158 nucleotides long. RefSeq lists its product as uncharacterized. The record is from RefSeq and is a predicted model, not a curated record. Lineage: Eukaryota; Fungi; Ascomycota; Sordariomycetes; Sordariales; Sordariaceae.